Molecule: messenger RNA, 838 nt
Organism: Camellia sinensis
Lineage: Eukaryota; Viridiplantae; Streptophyta; Magnoliopsida; Ericales; Theaceae
Source: RefSeq, a predicted model, not a curated record
GGCUAAAUAAGCUCUAAUUUCUCUGCCUCCCUUUCUCUCUCUCUCUCUCAUGCCUCUUCUCCUUCUAUGAUCUCUCUCGCACCGUCGUACCUCCAUCGAUCCACCAUUGGAACAUUAUCCCAAGUCGGAAAGACCUCUUUGAUGAAUCAAUAUGUGAAUAAGAAGUUUAGCAAUCAAUACACGGUAACAAUCGAAGCUGAUUUCUUGACUAAAGAAAUUCAGUUUGAAGAUAGGCUCUUUACUUUACAGCUCAGGUGUUCGAUGAAAUGUCUAAGUUCACUCCACACCAAAUUUUGGGUUUUGUUUUUAGUUAAUGGGGCAAGGUGUUUUGGAUAUUAAGUAUAGAUAUGGAGAUAAUAGGUUUGCCUUUUGGAUUUGCCAUUUUGUAUAGUGUAUGCAUGUGGUUCUCCUAUCUAUAACAUUUCAUAUUUUAAAGGCCAAGUCUAAGAGUUAUAUAAAUUCUAGACUACACUAAUUGAUUAUUCUUAACAUAGCACACUAACCAAUUAUUCGAACUGUUUUGGGAUUUCAACAAUUUUGCCUUCCAAACUGUGCAAAGCAAACUGUUUUGUGUAUCUGUUUUAGGCUCCUUCUCCUUAUAUCUAUGGCAUACACUUGACUAUACUAGUUUCAUAUCCUUGUGUUGCUACUGUUUAACUUUCGGCGACCAAUAAUUAACUAUACUCCUUCUCCUUCUCCUUAUAAGUUUCAUUACACUUGACUAUGCUCCUUAUAUCUACCAAAGUUUAGUAGCCAAAAGUUCAAUUUCGGCGACCAAUAAUUUAGUCACCAAAAGAUCAUCUUUCCCAACUAACCAAAGUUUAGUAGCCAAAUGUUU